AUGAAAGGUAUUCUAUCAAAGUUAAAAACCUUUGAAUCUUUAGGAGUAAUCCCAGAAAUCUGCAAUUCGCUUUCAUCAGCACAAAUAGAGGCUCCAACCACAAUCCAAAAGCUUGCAAUUCCUUCACUUCUCCAAAACACAUUCCAUCAUUUGAUCACAGCUCCUCUGAAGAAAGACCCUCUGGGCCGGAGAAUGAACCUCCCUUGCAGGGGGUCUUUGGUGACUGUAUUACCAAUAUGGCUAACGCCUAACUUUAAUAACAUAAUAUUUGAUCACAGCUCAAACUGGGACUGGAAAGACUUUGACUUAUCUCAUCCCAAUCUUCCAAUUGCUUCACAGCCAAGAGGUUCAAGCUGGCAAAAUCCUUACAAAGCCGAACUUCCCAAGAGCUUUGAUUAUUGUCCCAAAUCGAGAUCUUGUGGCUCAGUGCGCCGAUAUGAUGUCAAUUUUCAAUUACGAAAGAAAAUUAAUUUCAUGCAAAGUCAGCAGUGGGAUCAGCAUGAAUAUUGAAAAGGAAAGCUUAUUAAACGGAGUUGAUGUGGUAGUUGGAACUCCUGAAAGAGUUGAGCAGCACAUUCUUGCUGGAAAUUUAGAUCUAAAUGGUCUUACACAGCUAGUUGUUGACGAAUGCGACACUCUUUUUGAUAUAGGAUAUCAAAGGCUGAUAGAAUUUUACACAAAAUCAAUGAUAAAAUCGAAAGGAAAAAUUAAUUUUUUUGCAGCAACUUUGCCAGAUACACUAGUUGACAAAAUGAAUAAUCUAUUCUCAACUGGCCCAGAACAAGAAAAACCUGCAUUAAAGAAAAUUGUAGAGAAAGCCACCCAUUAUAACUUGUCACACAUAAAGCAUGAUUUUAUUCACUCUGAAGGAGGAGAAAAACAGAUUUAUUUGAUGAAAAUUAUUAAUGAAGCUUUAAUGGAUGGCCAGAAGAAAUCGUUUAUGAUUUUCUGCAACUCAGUACCUUCGGCUGAAAUGGUUGAAAGGUUAUUGACAGAAAAAGGAUUCAAAGCAGCCUCUCUGUCUGGAAAACAUUCACUUCCGCCUGCCUAUGGCGCAUCGGGCCCACCGGCCUCUGGGUCGACCAGCUUUGCUACGCCAAGGUGCACCUAGUCGCAGGUGUUGCCGACUUCGACGGCUCACGACUGAGCUACUUCGCUUGAGGACAUGGGUUGCCAUUCCGAAAAUCCAUAAAAAAUGGAUUUUCUGGUAGGCUUUCGGCAAAAAAGGAAAAACACGAAGCCUGGGACGUAACGCCCAGUUUCACGCUAGGGAGUUGCCCGAAUGGUCCUAACGGACUCUGCUGAGCUUCCCCUUUCAACUCACGUGCCUCCUUCCCCAUGAGGAAAAAACAUUCCUGAAAUUAGACUUGGGCUAGGCUCUGAGCUCCACCAGAAUUGCUUACCUAGCAUUGCUGUCCUUCUCUGAAAUGCAAAAACCUUGCCGGAUAUAAUUAAAAUAUGAGUCGAGGCUGCAUGGCGGGAGGCCAUGCCCAGACGAAGACGCCAUAUUUUAAUUAUGUCUGGAAAACAUUCACUUAAAAAGCAGGACAAAAAGUAUCCAAGCGUUUAGAGAUAAACAGAUUGAUUUUCUUGUAUGCAAUGAUUUGGCAUCACGAGGGCUUGAUUUCCCACAUUUGAAUUAUGUAAUUAAAUAAAUUAAUGCGUUUUGAAAUCGGCAUAGGAUUUCUAUCUAUUAGCUUCCCCGCUCUAUAGGGAGCGGUUGGCACUAAUUGUAUCGCAUUAGGCUAUGUCAUACCUGAAUUGACUCUGGGGCGUCCGUUCACUAAGGGCCUAAAGGAUGGGGCAUAACUUCUAGUUUCACGCUAGACACCUGCUGUUUUCAGGGUCCCCAAUUCGAGUAAGCAUCAUACCUAAUCUCGAGGAUGAUGGUCAACUGCGCCCUUACAGCUCCAUUUAGGACAAAAAGAUUCUAGCAAAAUAUCAUAACCUGUGGCACAGGAAAACAUCUACCCAAAUGCAUUAAGGGUGCAGAUUCUGUAUCUCGGAUGGUUUCUCCGCCAGGCAUUGCCUCUUAGUAUUAAGAAAUUACUCCAGGACGCCGGGCAGUCGCCUCCACCAUAUUAAUAUAUAUGAAUUAUGUAAUUAAUUAUGAAUUCCCUAGGGCUUUAAGUGACUAUGUGCAUAGAGCUGGAAGGUGUGGAAGAUGUGGAAGAGAUGGGACUGUAAUUUCGUUUUAUAGGAAGCAAGAUAGGCCAAAGAUAGAAGCAAUGCAGGAGAGUUUUAAAAAGGGAACUCCACUGCAUAUAGAAGAUUCUUUUUAUACUGAUGUGAUAGAAAAGGUAAAUGAAAGCAAUAACACUUCAGAAGUUAAUCAAGUAGAAAAAUUGAAGACUAUUUUAAGAAAAACCCAAAAAUAA
Messenger RNA from Blepharisma stoltei, 2378 nucleotides. Lineage: Eukaryota; Ciliophora; Heterotrichea; Heterotrichida; Blepharismidae. The record is from the annotation of a GenBank genome assembly.